CCACCCCUACCCUUCCAUCCCCGCUCCUCCCCUCCGGGAGCAGCUCCUGGAAUAGGCUCUUCCCUGCUAGGCACCCAGACACCAUGGGGAAGCUAGUGGUGCUGACCUUGCUGGGGGCCAGCUUGGCCUUAAUAGGGGAGAGGCUUCUGACCUUUAGAGAAAGACUUAGUUCAACACGGGAGAUCAAGUCCACAGAACCUCAGCACUGCCACCUGAUUGAAGGCCUCGAGAAUGGCUCUGAAGAUAUUGAUAUACUUCCUAGUGGACUGGCUUUUAUCUCAACUGGAUUAAAAUAUCCAGGCAUGCCAAAUUUUGCACCAGACAAACCAGGAAGAAUUUUCCUGAUGGAUUUGAAUGAACAAAACCCAAAGGCACAAGCACUGAAAAUCAGUGAUGGAUUUGACAAAGAAUCACUGAACCCGCAUGGGAUCGGUACCUUCGUCGACAAAGACAAUACUGUGUAUCUUUAUGUUGUGAACCAUCCUCACAUGGAUUCUACUGUGGAAAUAUUUAAAUUCGAAGAACAACAGCGUUCUCUCACCCACCUGAAGACUAUAACACACGAACUUCUCAAGAGUGUGAAUGACAUUGUGGUGGUUGGGCCAGAGCAGUUUUAUGCUACAAGAGACCACUACUUUACCAGCUACCUCCUGCUACUUCUGGAGAUGUUCGUGGACUUUCAGUGGACUUACGUUCUUUUCUACAGCCCAAGAGAGGUCAAAGUAGUGGCCCAAGGAUUCAGUUCUGCCAACGGAAUCACAAUUUCACUAGAUCAAAAGUAUGUCUAUGUAGCUGAUGUAAUGGCUAAGAAUAUUCAUAUAUUGAAAAAACAUGAUAAUUGGAAUUUAACUCAAGAGAAGGUAAUUCAAUUGGGAACACUGGUGGAUAACUUAACUGUUGACCCUGCCACCGGAGACAUUUUGGCAGGAUGCCAUCCUAACCCCUCAAAGCUAUUGGUUUACAACCCUGAGGAUCCUCCAGGGUCAGAAGUACUACGCAUCCAGGAUGCUUUGUCAGACAAGCCCAGGGUGAGCACACUCUAUGCCAACAAUGGCUCUGUGCUUCAGGCCAGUACGGUGGCUUCUGUGUACCAUGGGAAAAUGCUCAUCGGCACUGUGUUUCACAAAGCUCUGUACUGUGAUCUCUAGAUCUUAUUCAAAAGUCUUCAUAUUUUCCAUAUUUAGCCAAAGUAAAAUUACAGUUCUAUGCUUAAAUGGAACUAUAGUUAUUUGCAAUUACCAGGAAAAUAUGUAUGGAUUUUCUUAUGGAGAAAAUAAAAGGAGUACAGAAACUUA
This is a messenger RNA of Arvicola amphibius (Eurasian water vole), 1295 nucleotides long. It is a transcript of the gene Pon3, whose product is annotated as paraoxonase 3. Gene Ontology annotation, molecular function: arylesterase activity. The transcript is spliced from 9 exons. Gene Ontology annotation, cellular component: extracellular region. Lineage: Eukaryota; Metazoa; Chordata; Mammalia; Rodentia; Cricetidae. The record is from RefSeq and is a predicted model, not a curated record. Bases 84 to 1148 code for a protein of 354 amino acids.